Molecule: messenger RNA, 4640 nt
Organism: Osmia bicornis bicornis
Lineage: Eukaryota; Metazoa; Arthropoda; Insecta; Hymenoptera; Megachilidae
Exons: 7
Coding region: 160-2946 (928 amino acids)
Biological process (GO): regulation of transcription by RNA polymerase II
Molecular function (GO): DNA-binding transcription factor activity; RNA polymerase II cis-regulatory region sequence-specific DNA binding
Source: RefSeq, a predicted model, not a curated record
AAAGAGCAUAUUUACAUACUUGAAAGUAGACACACUCAUAUGUAUAUAGGAUUGACAAGAAAGAAGGCAAACAAGGAAGCAACAAGAAGGAACCUGUUAUGUAGGUAUGUUGUAGAGAAGACAGUGGAAUGAAGACACGCCGCGAAUACGAAUGCCAUAAUGAACACCAAAACAAACCAUGAAUAUACUUCUAAUUCAUACAACAGAGGUAUUGUGGGAAGCGAUAGUCCUGCUGCUUUAUUAGAUAUGCUGGCAGAAGUUGCUUCUCAAACAUUACAUUCGGAAAAGAAAUAUAGUAAAUCAUUAUUAACAUCACAAUGCAAGUCAAAAACAGAUUACAUAAAAAGAAAGACUUAUGAAUCAUUCUUUACUGUGCCACAGCUUUUGUCCAUGCCUGCAUCACAAUUAGUUAAACAGUUUUCUAUUUUUACAAGCGAUGAAUUAAAAAGGCAAUACUCUUAUACAUGUGCUCUAGUUGUUGGGUGUGGACAGAAAUAUACUAGUUUUGCAAGCGAGGGAAGGGCAAGAAUGUCAAUUAAAGCACACUUAGCAGAACAUUUAGAAUAUUUAAAAACAAACAAGGAUGCUUAUAAGAAUUUUACAGCAAAGUCAGUGAGUUACAAAAAUUAUAAAACAAGUCCUCAAAGUAAGAAAAAUAAAUUUCAACAGACAAGGAAACCACAAGAGGCAUUGAAUAAGGAGAAUAAGAAUAUUAUUGAAAAUUCUACAAAUUAUUUAAGAAAUAUUUUAUUGAAUGAUUCUACUUUUAAAGAAUUAGACAAAAAUAAAAACAUUGAAAAAGUAGAAAAUUCCAAAAAAUUACAUAAUUCUGAGCAAAAGGAUACUGAUAGAGCAGAUUUCAAAGUUCUUGGUGAUCAUAGCUAUUUCGAACGUUUAAAAGAUGAAAUUCCUAGUACAAAAGAAGUAUCUUUUCAUAAUACCUUUGAAAAUACAGCAAAUGAAAAUAUUGUACUUAUGGUUGUUGGUACUGACAGUGUUCACAUGAAAGAAUAUCCUCACAUUACUCAAAAAUUGUCAGAAAAAGUUAAUGGGAAAUCUGAAACUAUUUAUUUACCAGAAAUAUCAUGGUCAAAUGAAGGUGGUAAUAAAAGUGCAGAAAUUACAACUACUAAACCCAAAGGAAAAGCCAAAUUUAUAGGGACUAGUAAAGAGGAAAAAGAAAUGGCAUUAGCUUUUAUGGAUCGCAUUAAGAAAAAAGGAAAUCCAACCGGAAGUAAUCUUGAAUGUCGGAUUUGCAAUCCACCACGAAGUUUUACAGCACCUACAACAUUAGUAUCGCAUUAUAGAAGUCAUGCGGGAAUAAAACCUUACGAAUGUCGCAUAUGCAGAGCAGUUUUUACAAGGAGGCACAGUUUAAAAUAUCACAUGUUGAUUCAUCAAAAUCAAACACGAUUUACGUGCGGUGAUUGUGGAAAGAAAUUUAGGCAUCCAUCACAUUUUAGAGAACAUAGACGUAGACAUACUGGAGAAGCACCGUUUGGAUGUGAUGAUUGUGGACAACGGUUUAAAACAAGAAAUACCUACAAACGUCAUUUAAAAACAAGACAUGGUAAAGUUUUAACAACUACUGGAGAGUUGUUACAUCUUUCCGAAGAAGAUUUUCAGAAAGUUCGAACUAAUAGAAGGAAAAAAUAUGACACAAACAAGGACCAUGUAGCGAAUGAGGGUAUAAUUGCACCAAAAGCGAUUAUGCAUUACCAAAACGAUAACGAUCAACAGCACGAUACUGAAACUGAAGAAUAUAUCGUAAAUGAAGAUAUUGAUAACCGUGAAAAAAAUUGGGAGCCACACGAUGCAGUCCAAAUUAUUAAGAAUUGUUUUGAACCAUACGAGAUUUCUCCAGAAUCUCAUUUAAAUAAGACUGAAUCUGCAGAGACUGAAAUAACUGUAAAUAGCGUUUCUAAUAAGAAUGACAAUUGUUUUACAGAAGAAUUCACAGAUAAAAUACAAGACACAUCGUUAGUUCAAGAUGAAAGUGAACACAUUGUAUAUCAUGAUAACACUGAUCAAUCGGAAUUAAUUUAUCAUAAUAUAAACGAAGUACCAUCGUAUAUUAAAGUAGAGUAUAGUAAUAUAGUUAAUAAUACAAAAAGUAGAAACAAUAUAGAAGUUCAUGGAAAUCUAGAAUUUUCGGAAAAUCAAUUUAAAAAUUACAUACAAAUAAUAGAAGAUUCGAAAACAACUGAUUACAAUGAAUCGUUAAAUAAUUCUAUGAACAAACGAAAAAUUAAAUAUACACACGAUAUAAAAGAAUCAGGAACACAACUGAUACGAGAAAACAUUCAUAUUCAAAAACAGGAUGAAAAUAGCAAUAAACAAAUGACUGUUACUCAAGAAAAUAUAAAAUACGAGAAAGAAAACGGUAAUGUUAUCAUGCUUGAUUAUAAAUCUUGUCAAGAAAUGCAAGUGCAUAAGAUUGAUGUAUCGAAAAAUGCAAUAAAUUCAAAUACUUUAGAAGAAGCAAAUAUUGUUGUUAAUAGAACAUCAUCAACAACUAAAGAUAGUUUAGUACCAGCAGAUAAAAAUUUAAAUAACUAUCAAACUAUUGUAAAAAAUUUAAUUAAAAAUGGAGUAAUAACUUCUUCAAAUUAUAUUCUUGAAAAGAAUCAAAAAUUAUUAAAUCAAGGUGAACAAAGUUUGUAUAUUCAUAAUGAACCUUUAACCAGUAUAAUAAUACAAAAUAAAUGCGUGAAUGUGCUUCCACAACCGCUUAAAAUUAAUGAUGAUCUUAAAAAUAAAUCGAAAAUUCAAGUGAACAAACACCAGAAAUUUACAUUAUUGAAUAAACAUGUGCAAGCUAUUAAUAUAAAACAAAAUGAAAAUCAAAAUACAAUUUUGUUAUUAACAAGUGAUGCACUACAAAAUAGUAUUUUUAAAAUUGACCAAAAUAAUGCUGCAGAAAGUGAAACUAAAACAAAUAUUUGAAACAAGUAAGUAACAUUUAAUAAUAAUAGAAAAUAAAUUUAAAGAGUUUUUCAUCUUAUUUUUGUCAAAUCAAAGAUAUUUCAUAUUAAGAGCAAUAUGGUUUUAAAAUUAAAAGAAAUUUUUGUAUAGCUAAUAAAUAUGUAUGAUAGUAUGGUUACAUUAAAAUAAUACUCUAAGCUUUUGUACAUGUAAAUAUUGUUAAAAAAAUGUAGAUUUAAUAUUUUUUACUAGAAAAAGAAAACAUAUUAAAAAAGGACUUUUUAUAAAAAAUGAAUUUAAUAAAAUAUUUUUACAUGAUUUAGAAUAUAUAAAGUGCACAGUAUUAGCAUACCUUAUAUCCAGGAUGUUCGGUUAGAGGUGGGCAUUCUUGAUGGGGAUAGUAGCUAAUUACCUUCCUUUGGAACGAUACCCACUCCUAGCCGAACACCCUGUAUAAAGUUUAAAAAUGUGAAUUAAAAUGCAUUUAUUUUGUUUCAUGAGAAAUAAUGUUAUUUUUGAAUUGUUUAAGAAGUAUCUUAUUAUAUAUUAUAAAAUCUUUAUUUAUUAGCCAUUCCAAACAUUGCAGCUAUAAAUCUUAAUUAAUCUACAAUAUUAACCCUACAUAUAUAUGUAUAUGAUGAAAUUAUUACAAAUUUGAUUCACUCAAGUAUAUGAGCAUAAGAUACGGUUACUUAAUAGCAAUAACAAUUAUUUAUGUGCCAAAUAUUUAAAAGCAUAGUACAAAUUUCUAAUUUGUUUAAACGAACAGUAAGUUUGUGUGACCAAUCAAUUUUCUAAAGUAGCUGCAAAUCAUAUAUGUUUACCACAUGUAUUGCAGUAUACAAAAAUGUAUAUAAUAAUUUUCAUUGGGUUUAUAUUUUUGUCUUUAAAUACUUAAAUUACCACAUUUUCUCAAAUAUAGCUCAAACGUGUCUUCCGUAUACAAAUUAUCAUUUAUUUGGCAUCAUAUUCUCAAUGUUUUUAUAAAAAUAUAAAUACGAAUAUAAUAAUAUAACAGUAUAAUUACAUAGCAAUAAUUCAUAGCUAUUACAAAUGAUGCAUAAGAUACAACACAGAAUAGAUAUUCUACAUAAUGAUAAACAGUUUUUGCAUAAGACAGAACGAUAUUUAAUAAUUAGUUGUGAAUUAAUUUUGGUAUCAAUAUACACUUAAAAAAAAUACUUUACAAAUCAAACUCUGUGUAAUAUGAUUUAAAUAUACGUAUUAAAAGCUUACAAGAAUGUAAAUAUAGAAUGUUUGUAGAAAAAUAAGCAUAUUUUUUAUUCGAGUAAUAAUUGUAAAUAUUGGUUUAAAAUAUCUUUAUCACAAUCAAUUAAAUACUGAAUAGUUAAAAUCAGUAUCCAUAAUUCAAAGUUUGUUUAAAAUAUUACAACUUAAGAAUUAGUAUUUCUUAAAUCAUUACACAUAACUAAUAAUUAUCAACAGUUUUGAAGAUAUAAAUACUCUUCUAAACCAAGAUGUAAUUUUAUAGAAAUGUAGAAUGCAAUAUUUACAAAAGCCAGUUGUUUAUUCAUUGUAUGAAACAAAAGUAAUAAGUAAAAAAUUAUUUUACAUUACCAAUUGUACACUGUGAAAAAUAAUGUGCCUUGUAUGUAUCAUACAAUUAAUUAUUAUACAUAUUAUAUAAUACGAAACUAAUGUUGUAAUAACUAUACAACAAAAUAUUCAAACAUACUCUUUACUAAUUUUUGAUU